Molecule: messenger RNA, 729 nt
Organism: Cryptococcus amylolentus CBS 6039
Lineage: Eukaryota; Fungi; Basidiomycota; Tremellomycetes; Tremellales; Cryptococcaceae
Exons: 2
Coding region: 1-615 (204 amino acids)
Source: RefSeq, a predicted model, not a curated record
AUGGUCAAACUAUCUCAGGGGGGCUCCUCGUUUCUUGCAAUAGUCCUAGCAUCCGGUCUAGGGGUCUAUACCUACUCACGACACCUCUUCAACCUGUACCCUUCUCCUCCCAUUGGGCUACAUGACAGUACCGUCGCCCGUGUACCGCUCACAACCCUCCCCGAAUACACCUCCGCCUUUUACAAAACAUGGACCCUUCGUCUUGAAGGCUUUGCCGCGCAACUUGCUGGCAACCCAGUACCACCCGACUCGUUCCUCAACGGCCUUUUUGUGGUCAAGCACCGCUCCGCUCAAGCUGUCGAAGUGGAAUGGAGCAUGCCAAAGCCUGUCACGCGUCUAUUCAAGGCGCUUGGGGUAGGGAUGGUUCAGGGAGGCAGCCAGAUUCUGAGCGUUCAAGACAAGGAUGGGGAGACGGAGAUUCGAUAUACUUGUGAAGAGUACCUCGGGGUACGUCCCGAGCGAUGGGAAGACGUCGAGUAUAGAAGGGCGAGUGGGAUUGGCAUAAACGGCAAGCCUUUCGGGGCAUUUGGGGUUCAGCUACACCGAUUAUAUAUGCGCUUUUUGAUUGAGCAGGCAAAGAACCGUUUGGUUCAGGGAGCUCGACGACAUCCAUGAGUCGAAAAAUGUGAAAGAGCUCGGUGAGAGGUCUCAACGAAACCUCUGAAAGAAGACACAACAGCGGAUUGGUAUAUCUAGUGUAGAAUUCAUGUAUCAAAUACAGACCCGAUA